This is a messenger RNA of Lodderomyces pseudojiufengensis, 3615 nucleotides long. RefSeq lists its product as uncharacterized. The transcript has a single exon. Lineage: Eukaryota; Fungi; Ascomycota; Pichiomycetes; Serinales; Debaryomycetaceae. The coding region runs from base 1 to 3615 and encodes 1204 amino acids. Gene Ontology annotation, cellular component: peroxisomal matrix. Gene Ontology annotation, biological process: protein processing; protein targeting to peroxisome; protein catabolic process. Gene Ontology annotation, molecular function: ATP binding; ATP-dependent peptidase activity; ATP hydrolysis activity. The record is from RefSeq and is a predicted model, not a curated record.
AUGGGAAGAUAUACCAAAAAUUCAUCAAAAUCUUCAAAUAAUUCAAAUAAUAAAUCAUCAUUAAUUCAACAAGUUGUUUUACCAACUUAUAAAUUAGAUUCAAAUCUUGUUUUAUUACCUGGUAUAAUAUAUAAUGUUACUUUUUCAAGAUUUAAAGCUGCUGCUUUAUUAUAUCGUUUUAAAGAUUUAGUAUCUCAAGUUUCUGUUAUAAAUAAUUUAUUAAAUGAAUAUAAUUUUGAUGAAACUGUUGCUUCUAAAGAUGGGAAUACAAAUGAUUUAAACCCAAGUGUAAUUUCAAAUGAUGCUGUAAAUGGUAUUACUCAAUUUUUUAAUCUUGAUAAUUCAAUAAAUAAAAAAGCUUUUCAAGAUGUUAAAAUUGUUGAUGAUGAUGGAACUAGUGAAAAAGAUUUAAAUGGUGAAUUAGGUCCAAUAAAUGAAUUUGAUUGGUUAACUUUAGCUAUAUCACCAAAUUUAGAUAGAAUAAAAGAUACAAAUGGUCCAUUAAAAAUUGAAGAUUAUUCAAAUGUUGUAACAGUUGUAAAAAUUGUUGGUAUAGUUGAUGAUACAACAAAUAUUAAAUUAACUUUACAAGCUAUUACAAGAGGUAUAAAAAUAAAAGAAUCAAUAAUUAAAUCAAAAAAUAAUGAAAGUGCAAUUUUAAUUGAUUGGAAUAAUGAUAUACCAGAUUUAAAAUUAAAAUUUAAAAUAUUAAAAUCAAAUUAUUAUCAACUUUAUAAAUCUAUUGAUAAAUUUUUAAUUGAUUAUAGACAAGCUUUAAAUAAUAAUUCAAGUUCUAUAAAAAGUGGGAAUUUAACUUUAGCUAAGGAUAAUAAAGAUAAAGAUAAUAAUAAAAAUAAUAAUAAUUCAAUACUAGACACAAAGCAAGAUUUAUUGACUUUAAACCCUUUAGCAAAUGCAUUAUAUUUACAAUUAGCAGGAUCAAAAGAUUUUAAUAAAGCUUUUCAUAAUUUACAAAAAUUAUAUUCACAAUUUCAUUCAAGUUCAACCACUACUACAUCGGCUGAAGAUUUAAAAAUAAACAACAAGACUUAUUUAAGAUUAGUCGAUUUAACAACUGCUAUUUUACCAUUUCCAAAUUAUGAAAAAUUAAAACUUUUAAAUAAAUAUAAAGUUGAAGAUAGAAUUGAAUAUAUUAAUGAAAUGAUGUCAUUAUUAAAUAAAAUAUUUGAAAAUUUACUGGAAAAUAAUUCAUUUGCUAAUAAUUGGUUUCAUAAUGAAGCUUCAAAUAUGCAAAGAGCUAAUAUUGUUGCAAAUCAAUUAAAAUCUAUUAGAAUUUUGUUAGAAGGUAUGACAAGACAAAAAGCUAACCAACUAAGACAACAACAGCAACAACAACAACGAUCGAAUCAAAAUAAUAAUCAACAAAGACAAUCAAAAACUUCAAACACUGGUAAACCUGGAGAUCAAGAUUUUGAAGAUAUGGAAGAUGAAAAUGAUGAAUUAAAAGCAAUUACAAAUUUUAUAAAAAAUAAAUUACCUGGAAUUACUACAUUAUCUCCAGAUUCCAAAAGAUUAAUUAUAAAAGAUUAUAAAAGAAUAAAAUCAUCAGCAAAUUCACCAGGUGGUGGUGGGAAUUCAGAUUUUCAUGUUUUAAGAAAUUAUUUAGAAAUUGUUAUGGAUAUACCUUGGGAUAGAUAUGUUACAAAAUUUAAAACUAAUAAAGAUAUUGAUUUAAAAUCUGCUAAAACUCAAUUAGAUAAAGAUCAUUAUGGUUUAGAACAUGUUAAAAAAAGAUUAAUUCAAUAUUUAGUUGUAUUAAAAUUAUUAGGUAUUAAUGCAUCAACAACAAAGAAUGAAUCUUCAUUAUCAACAACUCCUGAAAAAACCACAGAUUCAAAGAAUAAUUAUUCAACUGAUGGAAAUAUAAUUAUUGCAAAUGGUGAUGAAGCUUAUCAAAUUAAACAAAAAGCUUCAAAUCAAAAUAAACAAUCAAUAAAUGAUUCAACAUUAGAUAAUGAUGGUGUAUUAGAAUCAAUUAAAAUUUCCAAAAACAAUAAAUCUCCCAUUAUUGCUUUGGCAGGUCCUCCAGGUAUUGGUAAAACUUCUAUUGCAAAAUCUAUAGCAUCAGCAUUAGGUAGAAAUUUUCAAAGAUUAUCAUUAGGUGGUAUUAAAGAUGAAAGUGAAAUAAGAGGUCAUAGAAGAACUUAUGUAGGAGCAAUGCCUGGAUUAAUAAUACAAGCUCUUAGAAAAGCAAGAUGUAUGAAUCCUGUUAUAUUGCUUGAUGAAAUAGAUAAAGUUGUUGGUGGUAAUUCUGGUGGUUCAAAAUAUAAUGGAGAUCCAUCAGCUGCUUUACUUGAAGUUCUUGAUCCUGAACAAAAUUCAACUUUUAUUGAUCAUUAUAUUGGUUUUCCAGUUGAUUUAUCACAAGUUAUAUUUAUAUGUACAGCUAAUGAACCAUAUAAUAUGACAAGACCUUUAUUAGAUAGAUUAGAAAUGAUUGAAAUGGGAGCUUAUGAUUAUAAUGAAAAAUUAAUAAUUGGAAAAAGAUAUUUAUUACCAAGACAAAUUAAACGUAAUGGAUUUCCAGUAAAUGAAAACGAGCCACAAAAUUUAGAAAAUUUUAUAAAAAUUAAUAAUUUUACAUUAAAAAAAAUUAUAAUUGAUUAUACAAGAGAAGCAGGUGUUAGAAAUUUUGAAAGAAAAUUAGGUACAAUAUGUAGAUUUAAAGCAGUUGAAUAUUGUGAAAGUUUAAGUGAUACAACAAAGUCAUAUAAUCCAAUAAUUGAUGAAAAUGAUUUAUCUAUUUAUUUAGGAGUUCCAUUUGCUACGGGAGAUUUAACAUCAAAUGAUCAAACAACUAUAGGAGAUUCUAAAAUUGGUGUUGUUAAUGGUUUAUCAUACAAUUCAGAAGGUUCUGGAUCUGUAUUAGUAUUCGAAAGUAUUGGAUUUGAUAGAAGAACUGGUAAUUCAAAUUCAGAUUCAGAUAGUGUUGGUUCUGGUGCUACAUUAAGUAUGACUGGUAGAUUAGGUGAAACAUUAAUGGAAAGUGGUAAAAUAGGAUUAAUUUUUAUAAAACUGAUGAUUUAUAAAAAUUUAUUAAAAUCACCCCAAGGUAAUAAAAAUUUCUUACUUAAUAAAUUUAAUAAUUUAGAUAUUAAUAUGCAUGUACCAAUGGGAGGUAUACCAAAAGAUGGACCAUCAGCAGGAAUAACAAUGACUUUAUCAUUUCUAUCUGUACUUUUAGAAAAACCAAUACCAUCAAAUAUUGCAAUGACUGGAGAAAUUACUUUAAGAGGUUUAGUUUUACCAAUUGGAGGAAUCAAGGAAAAAUUAUUAGGAGCUCAUUUAAAUAAAGGAAUAAAUAAAAUGAUUGUACCAAGAGAAAAUAGAAAAGAUUUAAUUGAAGAUUAUAUCAAGCUGGUUCAAGAAGAUGGCACAACCAUUAACAACAAUUUAAUUAAUGAAAUCCUAAAAGAUAAUGAAUUUAAAAAUUUUAAAUUAAAUAUUAUUGAAAAUUUUUAUUUAAAAAAAUAUGGUAUUGAAUUGAAUUAUGCUUUUGAAUUUUAUGAUGUUAUUAAAAUUGUUUUUGAAGAUGAAUUUGAUGAAAUUUUACAAGAUAAUUCAAAUCAAAGAUUAAUUGAAUAUAGAAUUUAA